UUUGCAGGUGUCCAGUGUGAGGUGCAGCUGGUGGAGUCUGGGGGAGGCUUGGUCCAGCCUGGGGCGUCCCUGAGACUCUCCUGUGCAGCCUCCGGAUUCACCUUCAGUGAUUACUACAUGUAUUGGGUUCGCCAGGCUCCAGGGAAGGGGCUGGAGUGGGUUGGUUUUAUUAGAAACCAGGCUAAUGGUGGGACAGCAGAAUAUGCUGCAUCUGUGAAAGGCAGAUUCACCAUCUCACGGGAUGAUUCCAAAAGCACUGUCUCUGUGCAAAUGAACAGUCUGAGAGCCGAGGACACGGCCCUGUACUACUGCUCCCAACAUGGAUUCUAUCUGACAGGAUUCGAGGGCAGAGGGACCCACCGACAUGUGGCAGUUUGUGACCAGGAUGUGUCUGUGUUUGCAGGUGUCCAGUGUGAGGUGCAGCUGGUGGAGUCUGGGGGAGGCUUGGUCCAGCCUGGGGGGUCCCUGAGACUCUCCUGUGCAGCCUCUGGAUUCACCUUCAGCAGCUAUGACAUGAGCUGGGUCCGCCAGGCUCCAGGGAAGUGGCUGCAGUGGGUCUCAUACAUUAGUAGUCCUAGUGGUAGCAGCACAAGCUACGCAGACGCCGUGAAGGGCCGAUUCACCAUCUCCAGAGACAACGGCAAGAACACGCUGUCUCUGCAAAUGAACAGUCUGAGAGCCGAGGACACGGCCCUGUACUACUGUGCCAGAGACACAGUGAUCUCUGAGUUAGAUGUGUUUGUGGAUUCGAGGGCAGAGGGACCCACCGACAUGUAG
Molecule: messenger RNA, 777 nt
Organism: Lemur catta (Ring-tailed lemur)
Lineage: Eukaryota; Metazoa; Chordata; Mammalia; Primates; Lemuridae
Product: immunoglobulin epsilon heavy chain-like
Exons: 5
Biological process (GO): phagocytosis, recognition; complement activation, classical pathway; positive regulation of B cell activation
Cellular component (GO): immunoglobulin complex, circulating; blood microparticle; external side of plasma membrane
Molecular function (GO): antigen binding; immunoglobulin receptor binding
Source: RefSeq, a predicted model, not a curated record